GAGCCUCCACCAAGCAUACCUGAAGGUUGCUAUGAUUGUGGAGAUGGAUUUUAUGAUCCUAAAACAAGAGUUGUAACCGAUUACGAUGGAAAGUUCUUAAGAAAUGCAGGUAAAUACGGCAGUGAUGUAUUUCGAUGUAUAUUUUGGUCGUUUCUCACUUCACUGUAUACUUGA
This is a messenger RNA of Trichoplax adhaerens, 174 nucleotides long. RefSeq lists its product as uncharacterized. The annotation marks the transcript as partial. The transcript has a single exon. Lineage: Eukaryota; Metazoa; Placozoa; Uniplacotomia; Trichoplacea; Trichoplacidae. The record is from RefSeq and is a predicted model, not a curated record.